Messenger RNA from Pseudovirgaria hyperparasitica, 4773 nucleotides. RefSeq names its product dicer-like protein 1. Gene Ontology annotation, cellular component: cytoplasm; RISC complex; nucleus. Gene Ontology annotation, biological process: siRNA processing. Bases 1 to 4773 code for a protein of 1590 amino acids. The record is from RefSeq and is a predicted model, not a curated record. The transcript has 3 exons. Lineage: Eukaryota; Fungi; Ascomycota; Dothideomycetes; Acrospermales; Acrospermaceae. Gene Ontology annotation, molecular function: RNA binding; ATP binding; DNA binding.
AUGUCCACCGAUCAGUCUAGUUCCUUUGAGUCUGGGCGACAUACUGUGGAGAACACCGCAUUAUCAAUCGCACAUGUUCAGAAUGCAACUGAGGGGCUAUCAGAACUCGACAGUAACCAAGGUGGCGACUCUGACGAUGACGAUGUUGUGGAAAAACACAGCAGCAAUGACAAUGAAACACCUACCAUCUCCGAGAAGCGCAGGAUCGAGAACGCUGUGUUGAAGGAAUACGCGGAAAAACUAUGCGCCCGAAAGACCAAAACACAGAUCAAGGAAGUCCUUAAAACAGAGAAAGAUGAGUCACUAUCUAUUCGCGAGCUUCUCGCAAAACAAGAGACAAGUAAGCGAAUCGAGACUCCUAGGGACUACCAGAAUGAAUUGUUCGAAAAGGCCAAGGAGCAGAACAUAAUUGCCGUAUUAGAUACAGGCUCAGGCAAGACACACAUCGCAACACUGCUCCUUCGCUGGAUCCUUGACAAGGAGCUUGCGGACCGUGAGGCAGGCUCUCCAUACAAAACUGCUUUCUUCCUCGUCAAUUCCGUCAACCUUGUCUUUCAACAGAGUGACUAUUUACAGUGCAAUCUCGACAGAUCAAUCGAGGGCAUCUGCGGUGCUAACUCUUGCUCACUUUGGAGCCGCGCAACAUGGGAAGUCAAGCUCAAGAAGAAUGAUGUUAUAGUUUGUACAGCUGAGGUCCUAAAUCACUGCCUCAUGCACUCCUUCAUCACGAUGGACCGCAUUAAUCUUCUGAUCUUUGACGAGGCUCAUCAUGCUAAGCCAGGAGCGAAUCACCCCUAUGCAGUCAUAAUGAAGGAGUACUACAUGAAGCUACUUGACAUCACAAAGCGACCCAGGAUAUUCGGCAUGACAGCCUCCCCCGUUGAUGCAAACAACGACAUCGAGGGAGCUGCGCAGGACCUAGAAAGCUUACUGAAUUGUCAGAUUGCGACUGCAUCUAAUCUCGACUUGGUACGCAACUCUAUACACAAACCCAAGGAGGAAGUCGUUAGGUACAAGCGAUUGCGUCCACCUUUUGAGACGGCCUUUCACCAGAAACUAAAGGAGAUGUACGGUGGGUCCAAGAGCUUCGAGAAACUCUCUCGCACUGCCAAGGAGUUAAGUUCCCAACUGGGUAGCUGGUGUUCCGACAUCUACUGGCAAUUUGCCUUUGAAGAAGAAGAAGCUCGGAAGCGCGAGAAUCGUAAGGAGAGGGAGUUCUCGGCUCGGAAAGGUGACCGUGUUAUGGCUGAGCUGGACACCGAAAUCUCAAAGCUUAAGGCUGCUUCCGAAAUGGUAACCGGGCGAGACUUUGGUAUUCCUGCAGCCAAUGAAAACUACCUGAGCUCGAAGGUAAUCGUCCUCCAUGAAUGGCUUCAGAGUUACUUCGAACGAGAAACUACUAGUCGGUGCAUCGUCUUCGUUGAGAGACGUGCUACUGCUCGCUUGUUGCACCUGCUUUUCGGAACCAUCGGGGGCGAAUAUCUCAGGGUUGGACGUCUCGUGGGAAAUGGGAGUGGGAAGAAAGGCGAAAUUCAAGCUGCUUCUUCAACACGGGAGCAGUUCUUGACUAUUUCCAGAUUCCGGAGAGGAGAACUGAACUGUCUUUUCGCUACAUCAGUUGCAGAGGAAGGUCUCGAUAUUCCAGAUUGUAACUUGAUUGUGCGCUUCGACCUUUACAAGACCAUGAUCGGGUAUGUCCAAUCGCGUGGUAGGGCUCGUCGCAACAACUCGGUGUUUCUGCACAUGGUCGAGCACGGAAACUAUACUCAGGUUGAAACAGUCCUUCAGAGCCGACAGUACGAAGAAAUAAUGCGGAGAUUCUGCGAAUCGUUACCGGAAGACCGCUUGCUAGACAGAAAGAGUGAGAAUCUCGAGGCCGCCCUGAGCGAGGAGCGAGGGCUGCGCUCAUACACAGAUGCUAAGAGUGGUGCUCGAUUGACAUAUCGCCUUAGUCUCGCUGUUCUUGCACACUUCGUUGACUGUCUCCCGAAACAGGGUGAGAUGGAUGUUGAAGCACAGCCAAUCUACACUACCUUCAGCACCGGGGGUAAGUACCGGUGCGAGGUCGUCUUACCUGCGCACUCUCCCGUCUCGUCGGCCACCGGACGGCUGUACUCUAGAAAGAUUACUGCACGAUGCUCCGCUGCAUUUGAGGCCUGCAUCAUGCUUCGCCAAAAGAUGUUUUUGGAUGAAUGUCUACUGCCGAUAUAUGCCAAGGUUCUUCCAGCUAUGCGAAAUGCGAAGUUGGCGCUCGAUAUGAACAGUAAGAACUUGUACCCCAUCAAAAUGAAGCCCGACUUCUGGGCUCAUGGUCGGGGUCAGGUACCUACCACUGCUUAUCUUACUUUGCUGGACGUUUCGGACGGUCUGGACAGACCUCAUAGUCCUCUGGGCUUGCUGACACGCAAACCUUUACCUUCUUUCCCCAGGUUCCCCAUCUUUAUGGACGAUGGGAAGAGAACAGAUGUGAUAUCUGUGUCUGUAUUAGAAGGUAUUAGCAUUACCGAAGAUGAUGCCGAAGGCCUGACUGCAUUUACUCUGCGGGUAUAUUCUGAUUUAUUUGCGAAGACGUUUGAACACGAUACAGCAAAAAUGUCGUAUUGGCUAGCACCACUCGGACUCACUAGUGAACAGAUAAGUGCCGGUAACUUAUCUGGUGAUCUGAUCGACUGGGGCCUGAUUCACCAAACAGUCCGCCAGCAGUCUUUGGAAUGGAAAGAAGACAUGCCGAAUGAAUUUCUGAGUGACCGAUUCCUUGUGGAUGUUUGGGAUGGUGGUAGACGAUAUUAUUCGCUUGAAGUCGCGCCGGAAUACCAGGCCCAGGAUGUGGUUGAACAAGUUAAGAAAGGGGCUAAGAAGGUACAACAGCGAGUCAUAGACUACACCGUGAGCCUUUUCAACAAAUCUGCGGCGUAUCAUAGGGAUCGAUGGAACAUGAAUCAACCGGUGCUGAGAGUCGAAAGAACAUCUUUCCGAAGAAAUCUAUUGGCGCCCCCGGAAGCCAAAGAAAGAGACCCUGAAAAGCAGGUCUACGUAUGUCCUGAACCGCUUCGUAUCUCAAUAAUCCCACCAGAGACAGCAGUCUUCUGUUAUGCCUUCCCAGCAAUAAUCCAUCGACUUGAGUCAUAUCUCGUGGCACUUGAGGCUACUCAGAUACUAGGACUCGAUAUCGGGCCCGAGUUUGCUCUUGAAGCCAUGACCAAAGACUCGGACAACACAGACGAACACGAAAAUGUGCAAAACAAUUUCAGACGUGGGAUGGGUAGUAACUAUGAACGACUGGAGUUUAUUGGCGACUGCUUUCUGAAGAUGGCGGCUUCUAUCGCCCUAUAUGUUCAGAAGCCCGAGGAUAACGAGUUCUUUCAGCAUUGCGAGCGGAUGACCAUGACUUCCAACAAGAACUUGUUCGAGACAGCUAUCAGACUAAGGCUCCCAGAGCACGUUCGCAGUUUCGCCUUCUCUCGACGCCUGUGGUACCCUGAUAGUAUCACUCUGCUAGGAGGAAAGGGACACAAAGCCAAAGAUGGUGAGGGGCCACAGAUACAGAAGCAUUCACUUGGAGACAAGACUGUCGCCGACGUCUGCGAAGCCUUCAUCGGCGCUGCCUAUAUGCAACACAACGACCCCAACCAUUGGGUGGGCAAGCACUGGGACAAUGCCGUCAAAGCAGUGACAGCCCUAGUGUCAUCGGACAUACAUGCGCAAACCUGCUGGGCCGACUACUUCGCCAGCUACAAAGUCCCCCCUUGGCAGAUCUGCGAAGUGCGUCCCCAGCAAAGUGCCAUGGCCGCCGCGAUCGAAUCUAAACACCCGUACCACUUCAACUACCCACGCCUGCUACGCUCUGCCUUCAUGCACGCCUCCUAUGGCACCGCCAUCGAGCGCAUCCCCUCCUAUGAACGCCUCGAAUUCCUCGGCGACUCCCUCCUCGACAUGGUCUUCAUCAACGACAUCUUCUACCGCUUCCCGCACGCCGACCCGCAAUGGCUCACCGAGCACAAAAUGCCCAUGGUCUCCAACAAAUUCCUCGCAGCCCUGUGCGUGCGCCUGCGCUUCUACCCACAUAUCAAGCGUAAUGCCGCAAAACUCGACUCCAACAUCAAGGAGUGGGUCGAUGAAAUCACCGAGCUGGAGCGCGCGUCCAAGGGCGAGCCAGACUACUGGACUGCCGCAAAGGAGCCACCCAAGGCCCUCGCCGACGUUGUCGAGGCGUUUGUCGGCGCCCUCUUUGUCGAUAGCGGCUUCGAUUUCAGUCAAGUUCAGCGGUUCUACGACUUGCACGUCAAGUGGUUCUUCGCUGACAUGAGUGUCUACGACGCUUUUGCUAACAACCACCCUACCACCCGGCUGCAGAAUCUCCUCAGCGUCAAUCUCGGAUGCCGCGAGUAUCGUAUCGCGACUAGGCCCCUGGAAAGCGUGUUGCCGGGCGCGAAACCGACGGUGCUGGCGAUGGUCAUGGUGCAUGGGCGGGUUAUUGCGCAUCAUGAGGCGGAGAGCGGGCGCUAUGGGCGUGUGAAGGUGAGUACGAAGGCAUUGGAUCGAUUGGAUGGCUUGCCGCCGUUUGAGUUUCGGGCGUUGUAUGGCUGUGAUUGUGUGCACCAGGAGGAAGAGGACAUAGUUGAGAUGGAGACUUUGAAGGCUGGGAAGGUUGAGGAGUUGUUGCAAACGCAAGGCAAUGCAGUGAAUGAGAUGAGUGAUGGGCCAGGAGAGAAGUUGGGCGUUGAUGUUGUCGUUACGGAGGACGUUAUGAUGGAGGACAUAGUUGUUACAUGA